GGCACUGGGCUUCUCUAUUCUCUGCUGCACACUGCCAGUACAUUUUCACUGCCUCUCUGCCAUGGCAAUGCUGUGGAUCAGUUCUUCUGUGAAAUCCCCCAAAUCCUCAAGCUCUCCUGCUCACAAUACUUUCUCAGGGAAUUUGGGAUUCUCCUUGUUAGUAUCUGUUUAGCCUUUGGGUGUUUUACAUUCAUUGUUUUGUCCUAUGUGCAGAUCUUCAGGUCAGUACUGAGGAUGCCCUCUGAGCAGGGAUGGCACAAAGCCUUCUCCACGUGCCUCCCUCACCUGGCCGUGGUCUCCCUGUUUCUCAGCACUGGCUUUUUUGGCUACUUGAAGCCCUUCUCCAUUUCCUCCCCAUCCCUGAAUCUGAUGGUGGGACUUCUCUAUUCUGUGGUUCCUCCAACACUGAACCCUGUUAUCUACAGCAUGAGGAACAAGGAGAUCAAGCAUGCCCUCAGCAAAGUGUUGCAGCAGCAAUAUCCCUGCUUCAAUAAUGUGCAUAUCUUCCUCACAUCGUUCCUUGUGAUGGUUCUUUAUAUUUUAC
This is a messenger RNA of Lagopus leucura (white-tailed ptarmigan), 544 nucleotides long. Its product is annotated as olfactory receptor 14A16-like. Gene Ontology annotation, biological process: G protein-coupled receptor signaling pathway. Gene Ontology annotation, molecular function: olfactory receptor activity. The record is from RefSeq and is a predicted model, not a curated record. Gene Ontology annotation, cellular component: membrane. Lineage: Eukaryota; Metazoa; Chordata; Aves; Galliformes; Phasianidae.